This is a messenger RNA of Fragaria vesca subsp. vesca, 600 nucleotides long. RefSeq names its product protein PHLOEM PROTEIN 2-LIKE A6-like. The record is from RefSeq and is a predicted model, not a curated record. The transcript has 2 exons. The coding region runs from base 1 to 600 and encodes 199 amino acids. Lineage: Eukaryota; Viridiplantae; Streptophyta; Magnoliopsida; Rosales; Rosaceae. Gene Ontology annotation, biological process: signal transduction.
AUGCAUCGUUCAACAGCUACUAGCUUCCAACGCUACCUCUUCAGCCAUCAAAACCAAAUCCAGUUGGCCAAACACGUUACCAAACCCUGCGAUGUCUUCCUAAAUCACAGAGGCAUAGACACAAAGCGAACAAUAGUCUCUUUGCUUUAUGACCAUCUUUCUCGACUCAACCUGCGUCCUUUCUUGGACAACAAGAAUAUGAAACCUGGAGACAAACUGUUUGAUAAGAUUGACAGUGCAAUAAGGAGUUGCAAGGUUGGUGUUGCUGUGUUCUCGCCGCGCUAUUGUGACUCUUACUUUUGCCUUCAUGAACUGGCCAUGUUCAUGGAGUCCAACAAGAAAGUGAUUCCUAUAUUUUGUGACAUUAAGCCGUCUCAGCUUCGUGUGGUGGACAACGGGCAAUGUGAUGUGGAGAAGCUGAGAAGGUUUAGGUCGGCUCUUGAACAGGCUAGAAGCACCGCAGGGCUGACGUUCAACUCCUCAGAAGGGAAUUUGGCAGAUGUUGUGACCAGUGCUGCAGAUUGUGUAAUCAACAGCCUGAUAGAGAUCGAUGACCAAAUGCAUUCUAUACAGCGUCCAAAGACUCCGAUUCGUUUAUAG